AUGAACAGCUACAUAUUGAAUGAAAAUGAGAGGCUAAGGAAGAAAGCACAGCUUCUCAACCAGGAAAAUCAGGCACUGUUCUUGGAACUUAAGCAGAAGCUUUCUAAGAAAAACCCCAAAGGUUCAUUUGUUUUUUCACAGAGGCCUCCUACUGAUGGAGAAUGCAGAAAUGGCCUUUGUUUUAGUUUUAACACAGAAAUUUCAGUUACCCAGUUAGCAGUAAUCACCAAAGUUUUAAUACUUUUGUCCUGCCCAUGUUGCUGGUGA
Messenger RNA from Linum tenue, 267 nucleotides. NCBI's taxonomy places the organism in Eukaryota, Viridiplantae, Streptophyta, Magnoliopsida, Malpighiales, Linaceae. The record is from the annotation of a GenBank genome assembly.